Messenger RNA from Porites evermanni, 1080 nucleotides. Lineage: Eukaryota; Metazoa; Cnidaria; Anthozoa; Scleractinia; Poritidae. The record is from the annotation of a GenBank genome assembly.
AUGGAGCGAGCCUCUGUAGAGAUUUGGAACUGGAUUGAGGGACUUUCAACGGAUCAGCAAAAACAUCUUCUGCAAUGGCAACUGCAAGCUAGAGAACAAAUUCACAGCUUUAAGGACGUACGACUUGGCGAUCAUCUGGUAAGAAAAGAUUCCUUCCUUGGGCUGGUUCCGUACGAGCAUCAUUUUAUCUGCGUCGGUUUCAACGGUGAAGGCAAGCCGCUGAUUGUGCACUACUACAAUACACCAUGGAAAGCCACCGCUCAGUUGAUCCCUAGUAUCUCAGGCUGUGGUUCUCCCAUUGAACAACUGGCAGCGGUUCAGGAGAUGUGUAUUGAAGAGUACGUCAGCGAAGCCAAGCUGCAAACGGAAGGAAACGAGGUGGCAAGAGUUGUGUGGCCAGAGGAACUGCUCCGGUAUCCUCCAGAGGAAAGGGCUAAAAGAGCCAGGGAAAGGGCUAGGAAAAAAGAAAAAUGGUACGAUUUAGAGAAGAAUAACUGCGAGACCUUAAUCAUGUGGUGCUUUUGCGAUUUACAAAUCAGCCUUCAAGUGACCGCUGCUGUUCAUCAUUUUCGUGCGGUUAUUGGCGGUGGAUAUAAUUCUCUCAAACAUGUACUUCAGCAACUUCCAAAAGCACUCUUUGAACAGUUUGGCGACGACAUUAUACUUCUUGCGUCGUGGUUAAAGCCCGUUGCAGCAGCUCUUCCGAAAGGAAUCGGUGUCUGGGGUGGAGCAUUGGUGACCAUUUUCGCAGAAGGUAAUCUGGCUUAUAGAGAAAUUAUGUCAGCUAAACAAAAAUGGAAUGACAGGAUUGUCUUAACGGACAGAAAGAAGCUUAUCAAGAAAGUCAUUGAUAGUGUUUUGUCAGCUUCUUUCCGUGCCGGUGGAAGUAUUGGUGGAAUGAUAGUUGGCCAGUUGUUUUUCCCUAAUCCAGUCCUUGACGGCAUAAUUAAAGCUGUACUUGGUUAUUCAUUUGGCCAUUUCGCCUCAGAACUACUUACUGAAUUUGGCUUUACAGAAUUUGUUGCUGAACAUAUAGACAACUGGUUGCCUCCUGAUAAACCUGCUGAUAAACCCGAUUAG